AUGUCGGUUACAAGAAACAGACGUAUUUCCCUUGGUUCGCCGAAGGACCUGAAGGAAGUCAAGUUUUUCGACGAGGAGCCGAUUCCUGAUGUCCCUCCAAAGGGUGCUAGAGUAAAGGUGUGUUAUGCUGGGGUGUGUCUCACCGACCGUGAAGUUACCAACACAAAACAAGCACGUGUCACAAACGGAAUUAAAGACACCAGUCUCUUCCCAGGAUAUGAAGUUUCUGGAGUUGUUGAAUCAUUUGGAACUGAAUGCACACCGGAAGAGUAUGACCUCAAAGUUGGCGAUAAGGUAAUCGUUUGGCCAACAGAUGAAAUGUGUAGCCACGGAUACGCCGACUAUGUUGCUGUUCCUACACUUCACUUUCUUGUGAAAAUUCCAGACUCACUUUCGAUGCACGUAGCCUCUAUCCUGCCUGCCGGUGCCACUUGGGCGCUAAGUGCCGUUCUUCAGGCUCGUCCCAUUGUUGAAGCCUUCUCACAGUCGAAAGGAUUUUGUAACAUAUUAAUAGUUGGAGCUGGUGGUCUAGGACUCUGGUUGCUUAAACUCGCAAAGCACUUCCUUGCAGCACACAACGAUAGUUCCAGAAAGAUUCGUUUGAUGGUUGCGGAUGCAAAAGAAGAGAGACUCUGUCUUGCCGAGAGAAAUGGAGCUGAUUUCGUGGUCCACUGGGAUGACUCAGAAUUCGAAGAGUAUCUUAUAAUGCGUACAAAGGAUGUGGCUCGUACAGGAGUAAAUGUUGUCUUCGACUUCGUGACUUCGCCCAGAACAGUAACUCGUUCUCUGAAAUGUCUUGCUGAGGGAGGUGUUCUGUUCGUUGGCGGUCUAUCGGGACUGGAUGUACAGCUUCCAAUUAAACUUGUAGCGAAGAACCGACUUGCUAUUAUGGGUGUUACUAGGGGAAGCAUUGAACAACUGAAAAAUUUGGUCCACUUGAUCGCGGGUGGUCAGAUCGAAGCUCCUGAUUAUCGAGUGUAUCCUGUCAAUCAAGCCUCCCAGGUGCUGAAGCAAUUGUCAAUGUCGGAAGUAGAGGGACGAGCAAUUUUGGAGGUGUGUGAUCCAGAGGCAGCUCUGGAUCCUUCAAAAGCGGAAGCUGAGCUUCUCAGAUGGCAGUUUUAA
Messenger RNA from Necator americanus (New World hookworm), 1122 nucleotides. RefSeq lists its product as uncharacterized. The transcript is spliced from 11 exons. Gene Ontology annotation, molecular function: oxidoreductase activity. The record is from RefSeq and is a predicted model, not a curated record. NCBI's taxonomy places the organism in Eukaryota, Metazoa, Nematoda, Chromadorea, Rhabditida, Ancylostomatidae. Bases 1 to 1122 code for a protein of 373 amino acids.